Athene cunicularia (burrowing owl) is the source of this 8508-nucleotide messenger RNA. RefSeq names its product RAD51 paralog B (gene RAD51B). Gene Ontology annotation, cellular component: Rad51B-Rad51C-Rad51D-XRCC2 complex. Gene Ontology annotation, biological process: double-strand break repair via homologous recombination. The coding region runs from base 134 to 1336 and encodes 400 amino acids. Gene Ontology annotation, molecular function: ATP-dependent DNA damage sensor activity; ATP binding; DNA binding. The record is from RefSeq and is a predicted model, not a curated record. Lineage: Eukaryota; Metazoa; Chordata; Aves; Strigiformes; Strigidae. The transcript has 11 exons.
GGAGCCCGGUGCGGCCGCAGCGCAGCCGCUGCUCGCCUUCAGGCCACGGCGGCCUAGGUGCAUUUUCUCGGUGCAGAUGAAGUGAUAAUGUCAGGCUCUCCGGCAGCACCCGUGUCACCUGGUAUUGGAGAUCAUGGCUGCUAAGAAACUAAGAAGAGCGAGGUUGUCUGAAGAGCUGUGUGAAAGGCUGAGUCGGUAUCAGAUAACUACGUGUCAGGACUUUUUAUGUCUUUCCCUCUUGGAGCUAAUGAAAGUGACAGGACAGAGCUACUAUGAUGUGCAGAAGCUUCUUUGUAAAGUCAGCCGAGCUUGUGCUCCCAAAAUGCAGACAGCUUAUGAAAUGAAACUGAGGAAGUCUGUCAAUCCCUCUUCAGCCUUUUUAUCUACCACACUGCAUAGUUUGGAUAAAGUCUUGCAUGGUGGAGUGCCUUGUGGAUCCCUCACAGAGAUAACUAGCCCACCAGGUUGUGGCAAAACUCAAUUUUGUAUUAUGGUGAGUGUUCUGGCUACACUGCCCGUAAGCAUGGGAGGACUAGAUGGGGCUGUUAUAUACAUUGACACAGAGUCUGCAUUCAGUGCUGAAAGGUUGAUUGAGAUAGCAGGAAGCAGAUUCCCUACUUAUUUUGACUCAGAUGAAAAGCUGUUCUGCAUGACCAGUAGCGUUCACCUGUAUCGAGAGCUGACUUGUGGCGCUGUACUGAAUAGGAUUAUGUCUUUGGAAGAAGAAAUUAUUUCAAAGAAAGUUAAACUCAUAAUUAUUGACUCUGUUGCUUCAGUUGUCAGAAAGGAGUUUGACACAAAACUCCAAGGCAACCUGGCAGAGAGAAGUAACUUUUUGGCAAGAGGAGCAUCAGUGUUGAAGUAUUUGGCAGAGGAGUUCUCAAUACCAGUUAUCUUGACGAAUCAGAUUACCACAUCGUUGAGCAAUGGCCUUGCCAUCCAGGCAGACCUGGUGUCUCCAGCUGAUGAUUUGUCCCUGUCUGAAGGAGCUUCUGGAAGUGGGAAGAGGGAAUCAGGUUAUGUGACAGCAGCCCUUGGCAACACAUGGAGUCACAGCGUCAACACCAGGCUUAUACUACAAUAUCAUGACUUGCUGACAAGAGAGCUCCUGGUUGCUAAAUCCCCUGUUGCUCCAUUCUCCUCUUUUUUCUACACCAUUGAGAAAUCAGGCUUGGUUCUUCAAGAUGGAAGGGAUCAAACAAAUUUAACCCGGGAAGGAACCAAUCCUGCCCUGCAGACCAUACGAGUGAGGAACACUGCCUUGAAAGAUACUUUACUUGAUGCUGCUUUACUCAGCAUCGCUGGUGAGACUCCGAGCAAUACCUCCAAUCUCUAGAAGGGACAAAUGAAAAUGAAACCUCCGCUAAGAGAUGAUGAAUGACAACCUUGGUUUUCAAAAAUCUGGUGGAGCAGAUAGGGAGCAUUCUUGGUCUCUUUAAGGACUAACUUUAAAACCAAGUGCUGUUCUUUGUAUGUGUGGGGCCAUAUUUAAAUCUGAAUUUUUUGUGCAAAUCCUGUCUUUUGUUCAGCUCAAUUUAAGUGACAUAGUAAUAAAAGCCUCUGAACAACACACAUGCUGCUGAAGAAGCAUAGGCCACACAUGCAUUCCUAAUUCACUCCAUCACCUCACCAAUCUGGAGGAACCAACAGUCAAACACACAAGAGUGCUUGGUGUCCACAGCCCAUAAUAUAGUGAAAUGUUCACUUCUACUUUUUAAGAGAAACGAUAAACCCAGUCAUUGGCUUGAUUAAGAAGCAAUAGUUCAGUGAGCUCUUAUUCCCGUAACUCACCUGAAAAUCAUCAGAGAUGAUGUAACAGAAUUGCUAACAGCCGGGUUCUGACAGUUCAGAACAGGAGGAGAGCAGGUAGGAAUCCAAAAGGUGGGAAGGUUGGUGUGUAUUACAGCUGCUUAGCUUCCUCUGUCUUCAAAGCACCUUUAAAGUAUUCACAACAUGACUGCAAACCACAGAACUAUUUAUUCACCUUAUAGACUUAGAGAAUGUAUGACUUGCUCAAGGCCGCUGAAGGCAUCGCUGGCUGCUGUGAUCAGGAUCAGGUUGUUCCAGCUCUCAAGCCUCACAUCCCUAAGGGAGAGCCACGGGUUCAGUCAGAGCCAGCUGCCGAUGCACAGUCACCAUUGGCCUGAGAGGCCGGUUCUGUCCUCUGCAGCCCCAGGGAAAGCCUCCCUUGAGCAACCUCUUGAGAAGCAAGAGUAACCUGUGCAGAAAUAUGGGAGGUCUGGAGUACUGCUGAAGUGGCUGUAGGUAACCCAGCGAGGAAAUGGGCUGUGGUGAGGCCACCUGUGGCAGUGAGGCAAGCAGAUUGCCAUCUCCAGUUUGCUAGGCAGGCUUUGGGUGACAAGAGAGUUCCCAGGGAGCACAUGGCCCCUCGUACUGCACACCCUUACCGUGGCAGUGCAAGAGACUGAUGGGAUGGGAUGGCUGAUGGGAUGUGGCAGCUGAUGUCGCGUCCCUCCCAGCCACCAAACGGGAAGGCGUGGAGAGGGCUACUCUGCAGCUACCUAUUUACAUGCCUACUCACACAGCUCUGGGCUGUCCUUUAGCAAAGAAGUUUCUAUCACAACAAGGAAGCUACUCCAUUUCAGUAAGCUACUUCUAAAAGCUAAUAUGUUUCACCUUGGGGAAGAGCAAUUCUCCAGCUUUAAUGUUACCAGUUUUGUGCUUUGAAGAGACCUUUGUAAAUUUAAUUUUUAUUUUGUUUUAAGUAAAGUUUAGAUUUUCCUCUUGACAAUGUUGCACUACCGACCAUCCAGUCAAACCCUGCUAAACUUGCUUGUAGCCAUUUUAUCUGGGUAUCUUGUAAAUAUUUGGUAGAGCACUCAGACACAGAAGUCUUUUUUGCUCUUACAGUCACAUGCCUGGUUCCAGGAUCUUUCAGAAGCACAAAAGGCUGAAGGCAGGGAAAAUUCCACUGAGAUGCAUUCGAGUCUCCAGGGAGCAACUACACUCUGUUAAGACUAAAAUUUCUCAUUGCUGUCUCUCCUUUUUUAAAAAAACAUUUAAGGGUAGAGAGGGAAAGCUGGAGGGUAGGUUUUUAUUAUUAUAAACACUGAAAUGCAAGCACUGUUUCACUUACUUCUCUCAUAUUGCAGGACCAUUUGCAGUUGGAGAGGGAGAUAAGCUUUUUAAUGCUCUCUGCGCUACCUGGGAAAUUUCCAUCCAAGUUCUAAAAUGUUUUACAAACAUUCCUGAAUUAAAGCUUAAUCCCCUUCUCCUCAGCCCCAUGAAGCAAGUACUAAAUACACUUUAAAGACAGGGCUAAUGAGACUAAAAAUGUUGGGCCUUGCCUGAAGUCACAUGGGCAGCGUGGCAACAGGACUCGGGUUCUGAGUCCCAGCUUUCUACUUUACACCAGACAACACACAUUCCCUCCCUUUUCAAGGCUUGCUGUUCUUCCCCUUCUGGGAUAUAGUGGAAACAUGCUGGCAUCACACCUUGAGAUAACCUUGUUUUUUUCCCCCUUGGAACAGAGAGACUACUCACAGCUCCUGUCUCAUGGGUUAAGAUGUUGAAAGAUCGGAGAGGGAUGAGAGGUGCGGAGCCGGUGGGCGAAGCGGGUCACUGCUCUGUCUGCCUUGGGCAUCAUCUGCCUCCACUGCUGCCAGUGGACUCGGUGUACUAUUGGGAGCAACCUCAAACAUUUUUGUAUGUGCUUCCAUAUAAUAUUCAGGCAGGACUGUGGUAAAAAUGCCAUAAUCAAAGGGAGAACUUGUCUGACAAGAAAAUUGGACAGAUGAGCCAUUAAGUCACUCCUAUAUUGAACAUAUGUGAUUUCAUUAUACUUCUGUAUGUGACCUGCAUGUCUUUCUGCUUCUUAUUAUCAGAAUCCUAUAACUACUGCUGCUGCCAUCUCUUCCACCUUUUCAGAAGAGAGAGAUAAUCCAUCAACCAGUUCCUCUCCAGUGGUGUGAGUCAGGUUUUUACCAGAGAGAUUAAUGGUCAGUUGAAGAGAGUUGUUCCCAACAGGGCUGAGCAAAAAGCAACAUGCACAUGAGUCAUGAAGUGGAAGAGAAGGAAACAAAUCUAUAAAUUUUAAGGGUUUGAGUUAAUUCUUUUCCCUUAGCUUCCCUUGUCCACACUGAUCAAUAACCAGAUGUGCAAAAGCUGGAAAUGUAUUGACAGUGGCUGAUGUAAGUGGGACUGAGAGUUUCUCCCACUGUGCAAACAAACCUGAAGUCAGUCAGCCCCCAAAACCAGAUCAGUGUGUACCAGCUAUUUCAGCCCUUGUAGGUGAGAGGGAAGAAAAAUCAAAUCACAGUGCAGCAGCCUCCUCCUGUCUCUCCUGUGGCCCUGCAGUGUACCCCAGCACUGGUGCCUUUGGCCUCUUCACGCUGUUACCUUCUACGACAAGGCCCCAGCGCUGGUCCCUGGGCACAGUUCUGCUGCACCCUUCCCUGCAGAGGAUCCGGAGGCACUGCACAGUGCUCAGUUCAUUCCCCGCUGAAAGGCAGCCAGGCCUGAGGUGGAACAUGGCAAGCACUUCGCUGUGCCUGGCAACUCCACGCAGCUGCUGAAAACAACCAGGGGAGAAAGCGGUGUACAAACGCUGAGGAAUUUUCACAUAGGCAGGAUGUAAUUAGCAGAGCUGGAAUUUGGCCAGGACUCUGGGGUUAAAACAUUGGCUUGCAGGUAACACACUGGGAUCUUUCAUAAUUCAAACGCUCAGGAUCUCCCAUUUCCAUCUUAACCUGGAAGAUGUCAGAUGACCAUUCCCUAUUUAAUGUUUCUGGGCAGCUCUCGCACUCCUGACAAAAAGGAAAAAGCGUCUAAUGCUGCGGCACCUGCAGUGCUUCUCCACCAGCAACUGCCCACCAUGAACAGCAGCUGAAAGGAUCACAUCCUGACAGAGCUACAGCUGCAUCGUGGUAAAACGCCACAGCUGCCUCCAUGCCUUGGCGUUCACUUCACCCUUAACUCUCUUUACUCAGAAAGAAAAGAUGAUGAAAUUAGGGCAGCCCCUCACUCAUAAAACACGAGAGAGGACAUUACCAUUAGGUGAUACUUCAACCUUAUUCUCUGCCACUUGAAAUAUUACCAAAUCAGUAUCAGACGACAGAAUUAGAUGAAGCACUUCUUCCCAGUGCAGAUGAGUGAGCUUUUCCAACUGACCUUGCUGGUAAUACAGAGAACAUUAAGAGCUCAUGCCUCCUCCUUCCUUACAGCAGAGAAAUCACAUUCAAAACAGCAAAACAUUUCUUUUCCCUUCAUGAUCUCACUUUCCGUAUAAGCAAUCUUUGUGUUUACUACGAGGAUGUUGAAAGUCCAGAAAAGGUCAGGGAAGUCAUUCACGAACCUCACGUGUGGAAAGUCCACAUGAUGUUUCUACUAUGAUGUGGCCCACAAUCUGAAAUGUAAAUAAUUGCAAACCUUUAAUUCCUCAUCCGUCAGACCUACAGACUGUAUACAGUUUGAAGAGCUGACUUCCUCCCUGUGGUGCAAGCAAAACAAGAGGCAACCCUGCCAUCUGAGAAAGCAUGAUCUCUGCAUCAGUCAGUCAUAAUAAAAGGAUCCCUCCUAUGCCUGUGAGGGCUCCCUGUAUCAGCUUUUGAUUUGCUUGGGGAUUUUGUAUGUCCAAGCUGCCAUGCAAGACCCCCUCUUUGUCAAGUGUUGCUUAUUACAAUCACCAACCAAACUUGCUGAGAGCACCUCAGUCAGUGGGAUAACAAACCUACAGACUGACUUGAACAGCAGAGUGAGCUGGAGAGAGUAAAGUACAGCUGCAGGCAACAGGAAAUCCAGCACUAAUAAAUAAAACGUCUUAUAGCCAGAAAGGGGAAAUAAACAGCAGCAGCACAAACUGCGAGGACAGAAGAGAGGAACACAGCAUAACUGCGGUGCGGGAAUCACUGCAUUACAGUGAGCUUAUUUUUACAGAACGUUGUCCCAGUUUGUUAUGUGUGCAGACUGCAAAAAUAAAGUGGGGGAGUGGGAGGACUGCUCAAAGAGAGGGUCUCUAUCACAAGAAGUUGUCAACAACCACUGUAAUUAAGGAAGCAGCCAGAGCACACACAACCUGAGCUGCCGCCAAAGUGAAAUGAAAGCAUUUUUUGUUUGCAGCCGUAGCCCUGAAGGAUAAUAAAAGAUGGUUCUACCAUGCCAAGUGAGGAGCUGCAGGGACACCGUUUCUAGGCAGCGAAUGCCCUGCUCCCAUCUUUCCAAAAUUGCAUGCUGUGGGGAGGCAGCGAGUUACGCUUUCUAUGUGCACUUCCGAAGCAUGUGCCCGCAAACCCCAUCUGAUGGCAGCAGCUGCCUUGGGGGGCCAGACAUCAGGCAAGUGAGCCUCCAGCCACCGUGGUGACGAUGGAGGUGGCACCCCCUGAGCUCUGCCCCCAUCCGAUGAGCUGUUCUGGCGCUGCUUGGUCCAGGCUGCCAAAUCAGCAACGCAUGGGUUUACCCUCACGCUCAGCCAUGGGUGCACCACGGCCCCAUGGCAUUGCCACCACCAGCAGGAGCUGCCGCAUUCAGAAGAGCUGCACCCCCUCUCUUUCAGAGGGUGGCCACGUUUAGGAGGCUUGCUGGUGCCUUGGCAAGGAGCUUUGUGCGCCACAUGCCAAAAUGGUACCCUGCUUGCUGCUGGUAGCAUCUGUGACCUGGGACGGCUGCAUGGCCUGCGCCGGUGUGGCGGCGGGUGCUGGGGAGUGGUGGGUGGGCUGGGGGAGCCGAGGGGGCCAUCACGGACCUUCUCGGCCAUGGGGCAGUGUCGUGGGGCUUUCACCAGUGGCUGUACAAACUUGUGUGCAGGUUCAGCGAAGGGAAAGAAAUCAUUCACAAAUCGCAUGCGUAUUUCUGAAUUCAUUCAUUGAGUGGCGUUUGCCUUUCAUCCUCCCCCCCGAGCCCUGUGCGCAUUGCUGGCAUUCUCUCCCAAUCCCAUAUAAUAAUUCCCAGGUCUCCACAAGCCACUGCCUGCCAGUGGAGCCCACGGUCACUGAACCGCCAGCCCGGUCACAUGAAAAGUUACAUGCAAAGGUUUAACACUUUCUCCUGACCCCAGCCCCAUUCCUGUGAAUCCCCUGCAGUGUUUUCCUAAUCAGGUGCCAGGGAGGCUUUGCACCGGGCAGGGUGCUAAGAAGGUGGCUAUUUAGCUGCAGCAUUUCCAGAGUCUUUGAGCUCUCUCCUGAGCUGUAAAUACAAGCAGUGGAGCCAGGUGAAUGUCUGACAAGGCUGCCAUUUAGACCUGAAUUAAGAAAAGAACUGCUGCUUUCCAACAAAAUGCAUAUUGCUGUUGCCCCACUUUCUCUAGCCCAACAGCCCUGCUAGUGGUUAAUUGCUUCAGCAGGGUAUGGUAAUCACUUCUUAAAGCCUGCAUACAGGGUACACAGCUACAGGGUUCACAGCUAUGAUCCAGCGUAAGUUUAACAUUGCCAAUAUGUUUAUUACUAGGGAAUCAAAAAGAAAAGACAGUCCUGUCCCUAAAGCCUUCCAUUACCAAAUCCUAGGUGAUGGUGCUGGUCAUUAAUACAUCACACAACCUGUGAAAGUGCCAAACAAUUUUAUUUUGCAUCCCUCCUACCUGUGAGACAUCAGAGAAAACACAUGCUUUUGGAGCAUCUCAAAUGGAAUUGAUUUUUUAUUAAAUAUAGAUGAAAAGCAGAAAUGUUCAAAAGCUGUUUCUGAUAUAUAGACAGUGAUAGUCGUUUCCUUGCUAUCGCUGUAAUGUGAGAAAGUACAAAAAUCUCCUGCAGAAAGAGUUCUUGUCCUCCACCUGAUGCUUCCACAUAGGAUCUCACGCAUGUGACAGUGUAUGAUUCAUGAAUUGCAGCUCGGCUUUGGAAAGCAUGGGAAUUGUGUCUGGCUUCCAGGGCCCACUGUUCACCUGGGUUUCACAUGGCCCACAGAAAGACGUGCCACUUGCACCUUCCAGCCAAUAGCUGGAUAAUCAAACAGCAUUUGGUUUCAGUUUGAGAGGUCUUUUUGGAGGGGAGGGGGCAGGCUGGUUAUGAAUUCCAACCUAUACAUGCAUUUUUGUGGGUUUAAGUGAAAAGAACCAUGGCAAAGUUUUAAGUUACGUCUAUUGUUCUGUUUUAAGCUCCAUCAUUACCAACAUAACUUGCAAAAACAACAAAAUAAUUGACAGUAUUUUUCAAAUUCUGUGUUUUUCUGAUGCAUUCAAAAGUGUAAGCCUCUUCUGCUUGACGGGCUGGCUGUUUGACUGUUGCUUUAUAUUUUAUUACAUUGCUUAAUUCUUAAUUGUAAGCCUCCAAGAUCAUAAAAUCUGAGUUCUAGUCUCAGUCUCUACACUCAAAUGUAACUACUGGAAAGUGGCUUGUAUAAGUCUUUAGUAUAUAUGGCAAUUAACAUACUCUGCUUAAAUUGGAUAUUUCCAACUCAAUCCAAACAAGAGACCUGAGAAAUCCUGCUUCUCCCAGGUGAGAGCAUACCUGAAAAAUAUAAGAAUUACUUUUCUCACUGAAAAUAAUUAAAGUACAUACAUAAAUACUGGGGUUUAAUCAGCAAGUGCUGACUGUUCAUUGAACGGAAAAAUGUAUU